AUGUUAGAAUCAUUAGCUGCUACGCUUCUUAAUAAACUGCUAGGGGCUUAUGUGGAGAAUUUCGAUCCAAAUCAAUUAAACGUGGGGAUUUGGAGUGGUGAUGUCACUUUGAAAAAUCUGAAAUUGAAAAAAGAUUGUUUAGAUAAUUUAAACUUACCUAUAGAUGUCAAAUUUGGUAUAUUAGGAUCAUUAAUUUUAAACGUCCCUUGGUCAAGUUUAAAGAACAAACCUGUAAAAGUAACAAUAGAGGAAUGUUAUAUGCUAUGUUCUCCAAGAAACAUUACUGAUUUCAAUUCUGAAGAAGAUAUAUUAAGAGAAUUAAAUUUAAAAUUGAAAAAAUUGGCAGAAUGGGAAUUAUUAGGUGAUAGUCGUCCAAAUUCAUCAUCUUCCACUACCACCACCACUACAUCUUCUUCUGAUCUAGAAGAUAGGAAAAGUGAAUCAUUCAUGCAAUCUUUAUUAACAAAAAUUGUAGAUAACUUACAAAUCACCAUAAAAAAGAUUCAUAUUAGAUAUGAAGAUCAGCAUUCCAUCUUUUCAGAAAAGCCUUGUUCAUUAGGGUUAACUUUAAACGAAUUAUCUGCAGUAUCCACUGAUAAAAAUUGGAAACCAAGUUUCAUUUCCAUUACUCAAGAAAUUACAAAUAAAUUAUUAACUUUAGAUUCUUUAUGUUUCUAUUGGAAUACUGAUUGCCAUUCAAUUGAUACUCACGAUUUACAUAAUAUAGAAACUUCAAAACUAUUAUUAAAUUUCCAAAAUUCAAUCGCUUCCAAUAAUAAGUCAAUUUCCAAUUAUCAAUAUAUUUUAAAACCAGUUUCAGGUACAGGUAGAUUACGUGUCAAUAAAUCAGGAACUACAGAGACUCAGCCACAUAUAGAAGUAAGAAUGCUCUAUGACGAAUUCGGCAUAGAAUUAGAUGAUACAGAAUAUGAAGAUUUCCUACAUACAAUUUCCACUUUACAAUUAUUCAAUAAAGCUAAAAAAUUUUCCAAGUUUAGACCAACUUCUUCUUUGAAAGAUGAUUCCAAAGGUUGGUUCCAAUAUGCUGCAAAUUGUGUAUUAUAUGAAAUAAAAGAAAAAAAUGAUAUGUGGACUUGGGAAAAAAUUGAGAAAAGAUGUAAUGAAAGAAGACAAUAUAUUGAUUUAUGGAUUAAAAAAUUAAAACAAUCAAAUAUAGAGGAUCCAUUACCCGAUCCUAGGGAUAAUAACAAUUUACAAGAAUUACAUAAAAUCUUACAAUUUGAAGAUAUCGUCUUAUUUAGAACUUUGGCGAAAAAGAAAUACGCACAAAUUAGAUUAGACUCUCAAGACAAUUUACAAACCGAAUCUAUAGUGGAGGAAAAGAAACAAAACUCUUCAUGGUUAGGCUCUUGGUUUGGUGGUGCUAAGGCUUCUCAAUCUACAAAUAAUGAUUUAGUAUUAUCAGAAGAACAAAGACAAGAAUUAUACGAUGCCAUCGAAUUCAGUGAUUCAGAACCUUUAUUAGAUCAAAUCCAAAUACCAAAAAAUAGAACAAAAUUAAAAAUUACUAGUUUUUUGAAAAAAGGUUCAUUUUCUAUAAAGAAAAAAUCUCAAGACAAUUGUUUAGGUGAAAUGAUUUUUGAAAAUUGUGAAGUGGAAUUCUUACAAAGACCUGAUUCAUAUGUCGGUUCUUUUGAAUUAGAUAAAUUCAGAGUGGAAGAUGGUUCUCCAAAUACAUUAUAUAAGCAUAUUAUUAGCAUAAAGGAUUUUAAUGCUUACAAUACAACAACACCAACAACCACAACCACAGAUGAAUCUAAUACAAACCAGGGAAUAAUGGAAAAUAUCGAUGAAGGUAUAGAUUCUGAUAUAACAGAACCUUUAUUCAAAGUAUUAUAUGAAUCAAACCCAUUAGAUGAAUCGGCAUCUUCCAAAAUGGAUCUAAAAUUACGUGGUAUGUCAAUUUUUUAUCAUGUACAUUUUAUCACUGAAGUAAUGAAAUUCUUUAGCCCACAAAAGCAACAUAUUGAAACAGUAGGUGCCAUUAUUAAUGCUGCUGAAGCAACAAUGGAAGGCUGGACAACUCAAAGUAGAAUGGGUAUUGAAGCAUUACUAGAAGAACACAAAACAACAAAUAUCAAUUUCGAUUUACAAGCACCAUUAAUAAUUUUACCAGUAGACCCACAUAAAUGGGAUACACCUUGCGUAAUUAUUGAUGCUGGCCAUAUUAAAAUUACUAGUGAUUUGGUAUCAAAGGAAAAAUUACAGCUAAUGAAAGAUAUGGAUACUGAAGAAUAUGACAAAUUAGAUUCAAGUGAAAUCGAUAGAUUAAUGUUCGAUAGAUAUCAAUUAUAUUCUCAAGAUACUCAAAUAUUAGUGGGUCCAGAUGUUUGUUCUACUUUAGAAAGUUUAAAUGGCUCUAAUAAUGGAAUUUCUCUGAAUAUUUUAGAGAAAAUGCAAUUAGAUUUAACUGUAGAUUCAUGCAUUUUACCAAAGGCUUAUAAUUUACCUAAAAUAAAGACAUUUGGUCGUCUUCCAAAUUUGAAUAUACUUUUGAAUGAUUAUCAAUAUAAAAUAAUUAUGGAAUUAAUUGACAAGUCAAUGCCAUCAUUUCUUGAAUUGGAUAAUGAAAACGAAUUCGCUAACAAUAAACCAUCAACUGACUUAGAUAACGCCAUUAAAAAGGAACAGAUCCAACUAAGGGAGACGUUAAAGGCCUUAGAGAAUAUGACUGAAGCUCAAAUUGAACAACCAAAUUUCGAAUUACACCUUGAUGUGGGACAAUGUUUAAUCACUUUUUUCAAAUGUAUUGAAAAUGAAACAAUGAAAUCUGAAAAAAUGGUCGAUCUCCUGGGUGGUAAUUUUUCGUUCAAUUGGAUUAAAAAAAUUAAAGGAUGGGAUAUUGACCUUAGUGUUCACUCAUUAGACGUACUAGAUUAUAUUGAAAAAAGUGGCAUUGAAGAAUUAAAAUAUCUUGUAUCAUCAGGAUCUUCAUCUUCUAGUAGUGUGUCCGAUCUAUUUAUCUUGAAUUAUAAAAGAAGGCAAAGAAUUAUCCCACACGAUGAUACAUUGAUUGGGAUAUUUGAUCAAGAUUUAAAGAUGAACAUGGAACAACUUAAAUUGGUGUUAACACCAAGAUCAAUUCUAACAUUAAUGAAUUAUGCGAUUACCACCUUCACAGAUCCAACUGCCACCGAACUUCCAGCUGAUGCAUUGAGACAUAAUAAAGAAGGUAGUGACGAUGCUCCUCAAAAAUUAAAUUGGGAAAUAAUUAUGGCUGGUAUUACUUUGGUUUUUAACGAUGACUCUACUAAAAUAUCCACUUUAAUUCUAUCUGCAGGUGAAUACAAAUUGUACAUGCUUCCAGAGAAAAUGAAACUAAAUUUAAAAGUAGGCGGGCUUGAACUAACAGAUGAUUUACCAAAUGAUCAUAGAAGAAAUUUCAGCUCUGACAAAUUAAUUAGUAUGAGCGAUCAAGAUUUAAUUGAAUUUAGCUACGAAGUUUUCGAUAAAGCUAACAAUGUUAAUAAUUUUGAUUCCUUGUUGAAGUUGAACUCAGGGUCAAUGAACGUUAAUUUUGUUGAUUCUACAAUCAAUAGAUUGGUAAAUUACUUUUAUAGAUUUCAAUUAUUGAAGAGUGCAUUUGCUUCAGCUCGUCAAGUUGCUUACAACCAAACUCCAUCAAUUGAUACUGUCAAUAAAAUGAAAUUAGAUGUUGUAAUAAAGGGUCCUUUUAUCAAUUUUUCAAAUCAAUCAAUGAUAUCACAAAUUGGUUAUGAUAAUGUAGAAUUUUAUUCUGGUGAUUUCUUUAUCAAGAAUAAUUUCGAAAAAUCUAAGAAUGAAAAACAUAUAAACAAAAUUCAAUUAGGUGUAAGAGAUGGUAAAAUCAAGACCAUGUUUAGCUUAAGAAACUCUGAAAUACAAAGAUUGGAUAUUGUGGAAGAUUUUGGUAUUACUUUUAAUGUUGAUCAUAAUACUGAAGGAGAUCUAUCUUUACCAGAAUAUAAAGUAGUUGGUACUUUCAAUUCCUUUGCAUCAACUUUGACUGAACUACAAGUAAAGCAUUUAUAUAAAAUUUCUGAGAUAAUAACGAACACAUUUGUUAUACAUAAUUCUAGUGGUGUUCAAUUGGAUGAUGACUUACUUUACAUGAGUACCUUUAAGAAAGAAGAGCCCGAAUCAACAGAUAAAAAUAACAAAAUAACUGAACUUCCAAAAUCCGAAGAUCAAACCAAAACUAGUGAAGAAGAAUUAGGAAAUGGUGUAAAAUUAGACUUUGUAUUUUCUGCUCCAGAAAUUGCUCUGACAUUGUACAACGAUACCGAUAAACAAUGCAAUGUCUCGGAUUGUGGUUUAACAACGAUUAAAUUCCAAGAUAUGGGGAUUUCAUUUAUCCUUAAAAAUGAUGGUUCUGCCAAAGGUGAUUCAUAUAUUACAGCAUUUACAAUCGAAGAUAUUAGAAACAAUAAAGAUAAUAAACAUGUUGAAUUAUUACCUAAAAAUACUGAAGGAAAUUACCAAUUUUCUGCCUCGAUAUCUAGAGAUGUCAUGAAUGAACAAAAUAUCAAUACAAUAUCACUAUCUAUAGAUAGCCCCAGAAUUAUAUUAGCUAUGGAUUAUUUAUAUGCAUUAAAGCAAUUUUAUGAUAGUUCCUUUGGUGCUUUAAUCUCCCCUGCCACUCCAGAACAACUUGCUGAUGAAGAGAUAAAUGCAGGAUCAUUGACUUCUGAUAAAACUAAUUCACACUCACAGUACAUUAUUAAUGUAGUUAACGCUGCUCUAAUAUUAUUAGCCGAUCCCUCUGAUAUUGAAUCAGAAGCAGUUGUGUUCAAUGUUGGCCAAAUAUUACUUUCUGACCAAAAUAUUACUUCUGUAAUGUUUAACAAUGUUGGCAUGUUUUUAACCAAAAUGGGAGCUAGUGAAAGUAACCGUGUUCGUAUGAUUGAUGAUUAUUCUGCAUCGUUUGUAGUGGAUAGACGUGGCUCUACUUUCGAUAAAUUGAUGACGAAUAUCCAAGCAUCUAUUCAACCUUUAGUUAUGAGAAUUUCUUUAAGAGAUAUUAGAAUGGCUAUGCUCAUUUUUGAUAGAGUUGUUUCAUUGAUUGGAUGGAAUGAUCCUGCUGCUACAGAUGCUCAUGAAGAUUCUCCUCCCCCUGGUGCAUUCUCAAAGGAAUUUGAAAAAAGAUUAUCGAAGUAUAUACCUGAAUUAGCUAAGCAACCAUCUAAUGCCUCAAUUCACUCUAUUGAAAAUGAGCAAACUCCUGAAAUUACAAGUAAUCCUGAAAUUAUUUUACGUAAUGAAAAAAUGGCUGUGGAUUUUGGAGGAUUACGUUUGAUUUUAAUUGGUGACGUUCAUGAAAUGCCUAUUUUAGAUGUUAAUAUUACAGAGUUCGAGAUGACAGCCAAAGACUGGUCCUCUGAGAUGGACCUUUUGGCAUCUUUUGAGUCAUAUGUGAACGUUUUUAACUAUUCACGGUCAAGUUGGGAGCCACUAAUAGAAACGACUCCAUUUUCAUUUCAUCUAUCAAAGGGGCUUGAGCAAGAAGCUACUACAAUCUUUAAUAUAGUAUCCAAUAAAGUUUCAGAAAUUACUGUGUCUUCUAGAACCAUUGCUAUGCUCUCUAAAAUUCCUAGCUCUCUAAAAGGUGAAAUAGCUUUGAAGCCAAGGGGUGCUGAAAAACCUUACAAGCUAAUAAAUGAUUCUGGUUUAGACUUAGAAGUUUGGAUAUCUACCAAAAAUUUUGAAGAAAGGAAAAUUUUAACCCAAUUACCUUCAGGCUCUACCCUCGAUUGGGAAUUUGAAGAUUGGAGAGCAAUAAGAGAGAAACUAGAUGUAGACAAUAAUCAAAAUAUAUUAGGCUUUAGAGUUGCAGGCUCAACAUAUAAGACAGUUAUGAAAGUAAAUGCGACUAAUGAGGGUGAAUUUAUGUUUACUUUGAAUCCACCUAUUAAUGAUGUUCAUAAUCGUAUUGUUUGUGAAUUAGAUUUGGGAGAUGAUUUCAUAAAAGUAUUAACUUUCAGGUCUACAUUACAAUUAGAGAAUACAACCGAGUCUGAUAUUGAAUUCAAAUUAGAAAAUACUGAACUCUAUGAAGCAAAAAUAUCUACAAUUAAACCAGGUCAGACACGCUCGAUCCCAGUAGAACAUGCAUAUUCUUCUAAAUUAUGGUUUAGACCCUGCGAUGAAAGUUAUUCUUGGUCAUCUGAGCCCUUAGAAUGGAAGAAACUAUUAACCAAACCUGUUGUUGUCAGCUGUAAUUCUAACUAUACAGACGGACCAAAGUUCUACAUCGAAGUAAGCGGUAAAUAUGAUAAAAAAGAACCUCUUGCCAAAAUAUUUCCUCAUAUGAAACUCACUCUUUCUCCACCUAUUACAUUAGAAAAUUUAUUACCUUGUGAUAUCGGAUUUUCCUUAUUUGAUAAGAGAGAUGAGAGAAAAACAUAUAAAGUGUUAAAUAAAAGUCAAAAAUUCACCAUCCACGAUGUUUCACUUGAUAACUAUUUACUUCUAUCGGUACAACCACUUAUAGAAGAUUCAACCGUAUCCAAGCCAGUUAUAAUUCACACUCCUAAUUUAAGUGCUUUAAGAGAAGAGACAAAUGUCAAAAUGAAACUUCAAAGCGGCCAAAAACUGCGUUUAUCAAUUCACUAUCAAUCCUCAGAAGGGGAAAGAGCUAAAUUAAUAAGAUUGUAUUCACCAUAUAUUAUUUUGAAUGAGACGAAUAGGGAUUUAUUUAUUCAAAGUGAUUACGGCAACAUUGCUCAAUCGACUGUCCUUUACGAGAACAAUACAGAAUUCACGCUUCCCAAGAUGUUGUCAUUCGAUAGGAAUGAUGCUGAAAAUAAUCGAGCUACCGUAAAAUUUAAAGAUUCUCAAUGGAGUGCACCUUUAUCAUUCGAUGCAAUUGGCCAAUCGUUUGACACAGAGGUAAAAAUUCCCAACAAAGAAUUAGAGUCUAAUUUGGGAAUUACAAUUACAGAAGGUAAAGGUAAACAUAUAUUAAGUAAAAUUGUUAGAAUUACCCCCAGAUACAUUAUUCAUAAUGACUUAGAUGAAGUAUUUGAAAUCUGUGAGCCAGGAUCAACAAAUAUCAUCCAAGUCCAGCCUCAAACUUCUCUUCCACUUUUUAGGAUGAGAAAUAUUAUUGCAAAACAGUUACAACUUAAAUUCUUGGGAUUAAGAACUGAUUGGUCUGCUCCUUUCUUCAUUAAUGAUAUUGGCCUCACAUAUAUAAAAAUUCUAAAGGAGGACUCCACACAUAAACUGCUAAAGAUCGACAUAGUGCUAGACAAUGCAUCAUUGUUUAUUAGGGUAAGGGAUGCAGAAGAUCAAUGGCCAUAUUCAAUCCGUAACUUUAGUAACCAUGAGUUUAUCUUUUAUCAAAGAGAUCCAAGAAUAACUGAUGAUUUAUAUGAUGUGAAUGCCAUAGAGGAUAUGCCAGAAAGUGAUUAUAAACCACUGUGUUACCGCGUACCUCCAAGAAGUGUAAUGGCUUAUGCAUGGGAUUACCCUGCUGCAAGACAAAAGAAAUUAAUCUUGCGUGCUAAAGGAAGAAGCAGGGAAAUUCAAAUGGCUGAACUUGGUAACCUAAAGCCAAUGCGUCUGCCAGGUGAUACUCAAAUGGAUCCACCAUCAAUUGUUGACAUUAAUGUUGUAGCUGAUGGGCCUGUUCAAGCAUUGGUUAUUAGUAGAUAUAAUGAAAAAUCAAGUCUUUAUAAACUAAAAUCUGCUGGAUCAAUAGGAACUAGUUCUUCCUUAUCUGUUAAUGCGUCAGGCGAUGGAUUUGAAGCAGAAGAUUUGUACUCAAAGUCUUUGAAAAGGUUAGUUAUAUCAUUCGAUGGUAUCGGUAUGUCAUUCAUUAAUGAAAAACUACAAGAACUAUUUUACGUUAAUAUGAGAGGAAUUGAAUUAAGAUUCAAUGACUCGGAUCUUUAUGAAACGUUUAGUUGGAAAAUGAAAUGGCUUCAAAUUGACAACCAAAUGUUCAAUGCUUCACAACAGAACAUUCUAUAUCCAACUGCAGUUCCAAAUACUACAAAUGAGUUGGAGAAUCAUCCAAUUCUAUCAGGUUCUAUUUCAAGAGUAAAGGAUGAUUCCCAAGGUGUGAAAUAUUAUAAACAUAUGACUGUGUUACUGCAAGAGUUAUCUAUUAAGCUUGAUGAAGACUUCCUAUUUGCAUUAUUAGAUUUCUCUAAAUUCCCUGGCGCCAUUUGGAAUAAAGCUCCUGAACAAGAAAACUUUGAUAAACGUAUUGUUUUACCAGAAGUCGAAGACGUGAAAUUCUCAGACGAUAUUUAUUUUGAAAAUUUCCACAUCCAACCAACUAUGUUACAUUUAUCCUUUCAAAGAUCCGAUAACUUGGAUACAACUGAAGAGGAAGAUAAUAAACUAGCCGUAACUAGCCAGAACAAUCUGCUAUAUUUGGCUAAUAUUUUGACUAUGACAAUUGGUAAUGUCAAUGAUGCACCAAUUAAAUUGAAUUCUUUAUAUAUUGGUAAUGUUAGGACACCUGCCCUAUCCUUAUUGACAUCUAUUAAAACUCAUUAUGGUCAACAAUUCUUUUUCCAAUUACAUAAAAUCUUAGGUUCUGCUGAUUUCUUAGGUAAUCCAGUUGGUUUGUUCAACACUAUCAGUUCAGGUGUCUGGGAUAUGUUUUAUGAACCAUACAAAGGAUAUAUGAUGAAUGAUAGACCUCAGGAAAUCGGUUUACAUUUGGCUAAGGGAGGUUUGAGUUUUGCUAAGAAGACUGUAUUUGGUUUCUCAGAUAGUAUGUCUAAAGUUACCGGAUCUAUGGCUAAAGGUUUAGCAUAUACACAAGAUACUGAAUUUCAAAGAUAUAGAAAAUUGCAUCAAAGAAUGUCAGCUAAUAAUGGUAACGUAUUGGCUAAUUCUGCUCAAUCAUUUGCUACUACUUUAGCUAGUGGAUUUGCUGGUAUUGCCAUGGAUCCAAUUAAUGGUGCCCAAAAAGAAGGUGCAGGUGGUUUUGUAAAGGGGAUUGGCAAGGGUAUUAUGGGUUUACCAACCAAAACUGCCAUCGGUUUUCUGGACUUAGCUAGUAAUUUAAGUCAAGGUGUUAAAAGCUCAACUACAGCGUUAGAUAUGCCACCUGCUGCUAGAUACAGAUUGACAAGAUAUAUUGGGCAUGACAGACUAAUUAAACCUUACAGCGUGAAAGAUGCACAAGGCCAAUAUUGGUUGAAAGCUGCUAAUGGUGGUUUAUACAUUAGUGAUCGUUAUCUUUCCCAUGUUGUGUUGCCUGGUGGUGAAUUAGUUGUAAUUGUUUCAAUGGAACACAUUAUUGAGGUAAAAAUUGCAACCGAGGAAAUUAUGUGGAAUACUCCAUAUUCUGACAUUCAAGGUAUUGUUCUAGAGAAAGGAGGUAUCUAUAUCAAAUUAAAAUCUCAAGCUGAAUACUUUAUCCCAAUUGCUGAUUCUUCAGAAAGAAAAUCUGUUUACAGACAAAUCGCAGUGGCAGUAACAGAGUACAAUAAAUACUGUGAAGCUGUUUUAUAG
This is a messenger RNA of Henningerozyma blattae CBS 6284, 9474 nucleotides long. RefSeq lists its product as uncharacterized. NCBI's taxonomy places the organism in Eukaryota, Fungi, Ascomycota, Saccharomycetes, Saccharomycetales, Saccharomycetaceae. The coding region runs from base 1 to 9474 and encodes 3157 amino acids. Gene Ontology annotation, cellular component: extrinsic component of membrane. Gene Ontology annotation, biological process: protein targeting to vacuole; mitochondrion organization; protein retention in Golgi apparatus. The record is from RefSeq and is a predicted model, not a curated record. The transcript has a single exon.